Messenger RNA from Pogonomyrmex barbatus (red harvester ant), 4665 nucleotides. RefSeq lists its product as uncharacterized. The record is from RefSeq and is a predicted model, not a curated record. Lineage: Eukaryota; Metazoa; Arthropoda; Insecta; Hymenoptera; Formicidae.
CUUCGCCCAUGUACAGUUCAAUUGCGUGAUAUUGCUUUAGAUAAAGAUUUAGUUCAAUUUUAUCAAUUGCAUUUAUUGUUAAGAAAAACAAAAUCAUCAAAACAUACAUUAUCUAUUAACACAUCUAAAAAUUCUAAUAAUGUGUUAAAAGAAAUUGUGCAGGAAGAUAAUACUUCAGAGGACAAGAUUUCUUAUAUAACUAAAAGAAAUUCGACAAAAUUGGCAAAAAAAGAAAGUAAAAAUGUUAAUUUUCAGUUAAACAGUAAGAAUAUAGGAAUAAAUAGAGACAUAUCAUUAAACAAUCAAUAUUGCGAAAUAAUUCAAUCAGAUUUUAUACAUCUGAAACAGGAGCUACAAGAUGAAACCAGUAUUGAGUCAUUUUCAAGUAAAAAUUAUUAUGAACCUACUACAUCUACUAGCUCAUCUUCUUACUAUAAUCAGAUACAAAAAUCAACUGUAUCAAAAAAUAAUAAAAAGCUUUCUGGUAUUAGAAAACGGAGGAAAAAACUGAACUGGGAAUGUAAAAAAUCCUAUAAGAAAACAGUUGCAGCUAUAAAAUUAACUCAAGAUAGUUCAGUUGAUGAAAAUUAUUUGAAAGAGGAAGAUUUAACUGAUCAUUAUAUUGAUCAUAAUAGCAAGAGCCAAGAAAUAUCCAGUGAAUCCAUCAUGAAAAGUAAUGAUUUAUAUACAAUUUAUGUUACCAAUGGAUCAAUUCAGGAACAAUGUAAAAAGCAACAUCAAAACAGUAAAGCAAUAUUGAAUCAAAUCAACACAGAUAUAAAACAGAAAAGUUCUAUAAAUAAAACAGCCGAGGAUAUUAAGUUGAGUUUUAUGAAAGAAAACCAAAAUCAAAAGGAUGCAAAUAAAAAAUCGAGCAACAAACCUAUAUCUUUAGCUGUCAAUAAUAUGCAAAAAAUCAAUGCUUCAGAAUCAUUUGACAAAUUAAAUUCCAUCUAUUCAAAAACAUCCAAAAUCGAUUAUAUUAAUAAACUACCUGAUCUUAAAGUGUAUAUUGAAAAACAAUGUAUAGAUAAGAUAAUCAAAACAGAAAAAUCAAAAAAUCUACCAAUAAUAACUGACCACCAUAUUUUACCUAAGGGUAUGGUAAAGAUUUUAAAAAAGAAUAGUGAUGAAAGUUUGCAGAGCAGUGUUUCUGAACAGGUUUCUUUGAAACAAAAUGAUAUUGAUAACAAUACAAAGCAAAUUUUGCAUACUGAUAAGACACUUAAAUCUAUAAAUAUACUUGGAAAAAAAGACUGUUAUAUAUCUAAAAUUAAUGAUAAGUCAAUUGAUAAGUCAAAAAUAUCAAAGUCCAUUCCUAACAAUAAUAUUGAUAUGAAAGAUAAAAAUUUAACUAAUGGUAAGCUCCAUCAUAAAGUAAUUGAUGAUAAAAUCUUAAAUUCUUUAAAGAAAAUAAAAAAUGAUAUUUAUAAUAAAGCAAACAGUCGUGAUACUAACAGUGAUACAACUGAAGUAUAUGAAAAUUACACUUCAAAACUUCAAGAACAAUCAAACAAAUUGGAUAAUGAUAGAGUACAUGACAGCAAUAAAUUACAAGAUAAAUUAAGAGAAGAAAAUAAAUUACAAAAUAAAGAAAAGAUUGUGAAACAGGGUCAAAAACGUAUUGCAGAAGAAAAUACUACAGAUACUAAGCAGAACAAUAAAAAAAGGAAAUUAAAUAGAACUAAUUGGCAGCAUAAUCUAUGUUUUCAAUUGAUAAAUAAACAACUUAAUGAUGUUCCAAAAAUUAAUACAGUGGUAACAGCGAAAUCAAAUAUAUCUAAAAAAAGUGAUUUUGAGGAAGAUAUGGAUUUGCGUGAAUAUUUGAAUAAAAAAGACACAAAACAAUUUCCUUAUCGACCUACAUUUGGGAACAAAUUUAAUAAUGGAAAUAAUGCAGAAUCUGAGCAGACAAAUUUAAAUAAUAAAAGUGUUUUAGUUAGUACAAGAAAUAUCAAAAAGAGAGUUUGCAGAAGACUUUCUUUUGAAGAAUCAACUUCUAGUAAAAGUUCAUCUGAAGAAGAAGAAAAAGAUUAUAUCCAAAAAGAUUCGAUUUGCAAUGAUCAGUCGCAUCAUCUUAGCACAUUACAAAGCUCAUCAGAAAAGAUGCAACACGCAAAUCAAUUAGAUACAAGUAUUCAUAAAAAUACUAAUAUACAACAGCAUAUGAAUAGCACAGAAGAUGAUGAUUGCAUUUCUCUUUUUGCAGAAUCAUUUGAUACGACUAUAUUUGAAAAAACAUUAAGUGAAGAGAAGAAACCAUACAAAUUUAUUCAUUCUGAUUUGCCGUAUAUGAUGACUGCUAAAAGUUUUGAUCAAUAUGUGAAAAAGAAUGCAACAGAAUUUAAUAAGGAGUAUGCAAAAUGUAUAGAAAAUAGUAUAAUAACGUCUAAUAAAAUUGAUGAAGUAAAUAAAGUAAAUAAAGAAUCUAAUGAUCAAAAGGAACAGAUUAUGUGUACGGAAGAUAUGCUUGGGAUCGCAACUACAUCAAAAUUAGUACCUGAAAUCAAAAACGAGGAAAUAUCAAAAUGUCAAAAUUUUCAAAACAAAAGAUUUUUCAAUGGAUAUUGUUUUUCGAUGUUAAGAAAAAAUUUGUGUUACAAUACACCAUGUAUAUACGGACACGAUUUGCAGUAUCUCAUUAAUAGAGUUUGUUCACAAGAUUUCAAAACAAUAUUGGAUAUAAUUCAAGAAGCAUCAUAUCAUGGUUUCUGUUUUUUUUAUGAAACAUUAUUAUCAAGAUUAACUGUUGAUCAGAUUUUAAUAACAUACCAGACAUUUUAUAAUAGGUUAGAAAUGAAUGAUCACUUAAUUAAGAAAAAAAAAAGUCUAACUCAUAAAGUUAUAAAAGAAUUAAUUAAUAAAAAGAUGUCAUUAAGAAUGAUCGUGAAUCAUCUCAUAGAACAUACUGCGACUACUACAAACAAUCUCAUAUUCAUAUUCACAUGUAUAGAAAAAUAUGUAAAAUGUGGUGAAUAUUGGGAUACCCUAAAACCUUUAAUUUUGAGAUUGCCAUCGGAUAAAUAUAUCAUCGUGCAAGUAUUAAUAGAAUGCAUAAAAAAUGAAACAGUUGAUAUUCAAGAUAUUAAUGAUAACUUAAUAAGUAAAACUCCUCCAGAGAUAAUAUCAACGUUGGAUAAAAAUAUAAUAGAACGCUUUAAGAAUUUGUUGACCAAGAAAACUGCAGAAAGUUCUCAUUCUAUCAUUCAAAAUUUUGGAGAAAAUUUAGCGUCGGAAACCAUCGCUUCUCCCGAUGGAAGUACAAACUCUCAACAAUCGAUUUGCAAUGAUACUUUUAUAAAUGAAAUUGCAGAUGAAGGUGAGGACUGUACACCCGAAAUAAAAGAGAGAACUUAUAUAAUGCAAUUUAUCGAUAAUUUACCUGAAGCACGAUCCGUUUAUAGAGAUCAUGAACAUCUCUGGAAAUUUUAUGUGGAUUUAGAUAGAUUUAAAAAGGGACUUGAACAUAAGGAUUAUGAUUAUGUUAUUGAUAUCUUGAAAAAAUAUGUAGAAAAACAAAAUGAAACUCCAUUAUUUAUUCGUUCCUGUUGUAAUAUACUUCGAAAAGAGGUAACACGAUCAGAGUACCACUUAGCAAACAUCAUACGUCGUACAGUCCAACUGGAUGUCUUCAACAUUCUAGGCAAAAUCUUGUUUGACAUAAGCUUAAACAUUUUGACAAAUUUAGUGGACAAGGAAGCCUGGGGGCUUGCACUAUGGUUUAUUCAAUCGCUUAAAAUAUACGAUUUACCAUAUAAUGCUCAAUAUUUCUUGCUAUCAGCUGAAAUUUAUUUAGCUAACAAGAAGGCAGUAGAAGCAUGUGAUUUACUUAAAAACAAAAAUAUUAUAUAUACGAGUCGUGAUAAAUGGUAUGUUAAAAGUACCAUUAAUGACGAAUAUGUAAGAAGCAAAAUAAUGCUCAUCCUAUUGGAUUCAUUUUGUAGUGAAUUUGUUAAACGUGCUUUCUUCCUUUUUCAAUUUUUGCUUAAAGAUCAAAGCAGUCAAUAUUAUCCAAUAGAUUUGUCUCGUUAUGUGGACAAGUUAAUAAUAUUAAUUUUAUUAAAUGAAGAUAAGAGUUUAAUCAUAGAGAUGGCCAACUUAAUACUGAAGUAUACUUUUAUGUUAAGUACAAAAACAUGUCGAGCAUUAACUUCAACAUUAAUUCAUGUGGAUGAAAAUAUAGCCAAGCAGAUAUAUAAUUAUGCUGAAGGUUUAGGUAUUUACUCAACUGUGAAGUUAUGGCCAAUAACAUAUAUAAUUAUAAAUUCUGAUUUAACGGAAGAAGAGAUAUAUCUGGCGUUUUCGCAAUUAUUAAAAAUUAUUGUGUUAAAUUGUGGACAUGCAAUUGAAUUUACCAAACAAAUCAGAGUAUACUUUAUCAUGGAGGUAAAAACUUUUUAUUCUUACAAAUUAUAUUUAGAAUAUUUUAAUGUUUUGAAAAAACGAUUUGACCCGCCUAUAUUAUUAAUGAAAGAUAAAAUUAGUAACAGAAUGUAUAAACUACAAAGCAAAAGUCUCAUAAAUUAUUUAAAGACUGAACAUUGUAAUUAAAGUUAUACUUGUAUCCAUCUUUGAACAAUAGUACAUUAUUUCAAACAAGAGAUUAGAACUUUUAAUGCGUACUUUAAAAUUAUAAAUGAAAUAUUGUUUUAUUAUCCCAAAAAA